CCGUCAACGUUACCUACCUAUCCUCACUGACUAACUACCUACUCCGGCAUUUAUCAUAGAUGCGGCCGUCAAUGCUCUACCUGCUUCCUUUGCUCGCGUCUGGCGUACACGCAGUCGUGCUCUCCUAUGCUGCCUGCGCCAAUGUUGAUUUUUGGUAUUGCAACUCCGUCUGUGCUCUACCAUUUCAACUCCACAACAGCACCCAACCACCACAUACGACCAUACCUGCUAGAGAACUUGGGAUCCCGUCCGCUCUCCCUGAAAUAAGCUAGUAAGGGCCAAACUAGUAGUUGGGUCGGUGACGACCAGCAAAUCCUUGGUGUUGUAUGUUCAUUUUUCGGUGUUUUG
This is a messenger RNA of Parathielavia appendiculata, 348 nucleotides long. RefSeq lists its product as uncharacterized. The record is from RefSeq and is a predicted model, not a curated record. The transcript has a single exon. NCBI's taxonomy places the organism in Eukaryota, Fungi, Ascomycota, Sordariomycetes, Sordariales, Chaetomiaceae. The coding region runs from base 60 to 272 and encodes 70 amino acids.